Messenger RNA from Ananas comosus (pineapple), 1233 nucleotides. Its product is annotated as ubiquitin-conjugating enzyme E2 32-like. The coding region runs from base 113 to 1069 and encodes 318 amino acids. The transcript is spliced from 5 exons. Lineage: Eukaryota; Viridiplantae; Streptophyta; Magnoliopsida; Poales; Bromeliaceae. The record is from RefSeq and is a predicted model, not a curated record.
CCUCUCUCUCUCUCUCUCUCUCUCGAACCCUCUCCUCCGAUCCCCGUAGCUCGGCUGUGCUACCGUGCGGCGGUGCGGCGGCGGCGGCGGCGGCGGGGUGCUAACGUGCGCCAUGGCGGCGGCGGCGGCGGCGGCGGAGGACAAGUACAACCGAAAGAACCCGGCGGUGAAGCGGAUCCUCCAGGAGGUGAAGGAGAUGCAGUCCCACCCCUCCGACGACUUCAUGAGCCUGCCUCUCGAGGAGAAUAUAUUUGAGUGGCAAUUUGCAAUCUUGGGCCCUCGAGAUUCCGAGUUUGAGGGUGGAAUCUAUCAUGGGAGGAUCCAAUUACCUGCAGAUUAUCCGUUUAAGCCUCCCGCUUUCAUGAUGCUAACACCGAACGGCCGAUUUGAAACCCAGACAAAGAUAUGUCUCAGCAUAUCAAAUCAUCACCCAGAGCAUUGGCAACCUUCAUGGAGUGUUAGGACAGCCCUAGUGGCCUUGAUUGCUUUCAUGCCGACCGACCCGGACGGUGCAUUGGGCUCCUUAGACUACAAGAAGGAAGAAAGGCAUGCUCUUGCCGUUAAGUCACGCGAAGCUGCUCCGAGAUUUGGCACGCCAGAACGUCAGAAGCUUAUCGAUGAGAUUCACCAGUACAUGCUUACCAAGGCUCCCCCUGUGCCUCCGCUCCCUAAAACCCCAAACACCAAUGAACAAACAAACGAUUCGGCAAAUGAAGCGACCCUGACAAACCCUAAUCCCGAGGUAACAGCCCCGCCAGAACCAGUCCCUAACCCAGAACCAGAGCAGAGGAUUGUGGAAGAUGUGCGUGAGGUCCGGCUUAAUGCUGCGGCGGGUCGCGUGAGGCUCAGCUUCAGUGCGGGAGUUAGGUUAACAAGAAGGGUUCCGGCAGCCGAAGUAGCCGAACAAGCCCACGGACACAAUAUGAGACCCGAUGCAAGGACUGAAGUGAGGGUUCAGAAGCCCGGUAUCGACGAUCGAUGGUUUACGGGGGCUGCUGUUGCGUUGACUCUUGCUAUAAUUGUCCUCCUUGUAAAGAAAUAUUUGAAGUCCCAGGGGAUCGUCGGAUAAUACAUGUGCAACAUAGAUUCCAGUAUAAUUUAGAAUGUUGUGGUUGUUAUAAUUCGCCGUGCAAAAGCGGAAUUAUGAACGUAAUGAAAGUUAUUUAUAGUGAUGUCUAUUCUGUAUUUAUAUGCAGCAUUUCAAAUGUUUCACCUUUUGUGCAAUUUUUCUUA